UAUCCUCUAGUGCACCUACGGCGGUUCAAAUUAUCGUUCUCGUCGAGAUCAACGAUUAUUCGAUCGGGUAACGUGGGUUUCUCGAAAGCGAAACGAGGAUCUUGAAAUAUUUAAACAACCAAUCUUUCUUCCUUCCAUUCCGCGACUCUGGUUACAGUUUCACGUGGAGACCGAUAAGGAUGCUGGGAGAAACUUUAACGAGCAAUAAUUUCCAAGCAAUCGCGGUAAUUGCCCGCAAAGUCACGGCGCUGCGCUUCAACUUUGCCACUACGCGAGAAAGCUUCGUAGGCGAAGGAUUUCAAAAGCUAAGAUAAUGUAUCCGAUUUAUAUUGUCCUGCCGAUACUUUUGGUGGGAUCGUCGCUGGGUCAAAAUGUGACUGUGACUUCAGGAUUUUUUGGACUUGAGAAUGAUUAUAAUUUUGGACACAGCGGAUAUACGUAUCUACAGUCGAAUUCGACACUGAAUUCCCUUGAUCUCUCCGGAUGUCAAAAUUAUGAUGUGAACAAGAGCGCUUGCCACUUUCAGACUGAAGUUUUCCUCAAAGGGAAAAGUGACGUCACCUUGAUGAAGGCCUGGACCGCCGUCACUCUGAAGGACAACAUCGUCACAAUCCUCGGACUUCUUCUUCACUUGAAUAACGACACCAUCCCCGGGGAGCUAUAUCCUCCGCUUUAUUUUCUUUAUCAGGAGGUGCAGAGGGACAACUUCAGAGCGAUGGAUCUGUUGACGCGAGUUAAAUCGAUCGUCAAAAAUAAUCGCUUGAGUCAGCUGAUCGCGUUAUUCGGCAACUUGCAUCACGCAAUGCCAACGUACUGUAAAAGUGCUUCGGAGGAAGUGGGCAGGAUACUCAAUAAAAAGAAACUCAUGCUGAAGGAUAUCCUCUCGAGGGGAACCGUAACCGAAGAUGACAUAGAUGUCUUUCGGGAUAUAAAGCUCAUGUUGAUUCCACUGUUACGAAACAAAACCAUUGGCAAGAAUUACGACAAAAAGAUCGAACAGAAUCACGGUCGAGAAUUCGCACAAUUCUACUCGGCCAUUGUCAAUGGAAACGUCACUUUGACACAACCGGUACUUGCUGCUUUGAUACUCAACAUGAGGUACAGCACGUUAGAACCGGAUGCCAGAGAAGACUUAAGAUUCCUUGCCGACGUGCUACGAGAGAAUAGAAUAGAGGAUUGGGAUCCAGAUUUGAAAAGUGUCAAGGACAUCAGUGAUCCAUACAGCUUGGUCAGGUCAGUUCUCUCCACUAUGUUAGUCAAUUCGAAAGUGGAUAAUUUCAUUAAAAACAUAUUAGAACAUUUAUUACCCCAGUUAGUGAAAAAUCCCGAAAGUUCGGUCAAUCCUCAUUACAAAGUUAUGGAAAUAUUUUUCAACAAGCCAGAAUUAAACGUCACGCUCCUGUUCGAUAAGUAUUUUAAGAACGUUAAUUCGACCCAGAUCAAUUCGUUCCUCGAAUUUGUACAAAGUGGAAAGAUUAAUGUCCUAUUCGCCCUGAAAGGCUUCAUUCGUUUUUAUUACGAUUCGCCAAAUGAUCUGGCAUUAGCGGUACUGAGUCGGAUGAAGAAUCGUGUCCCAAUGGCGAGCGAGGUACGCGCUAAUCUCGAGAUGCUUCUAACGAAGAUACACAGAAAUAAUAAUCUGGCUGAUACGAAAAACGGAUGCAGGAGGAGAGUAACAAGUGAAUCGAUUAUGACGGUUCCAAACAACCUCAUCGAUAUCCCUUCCGUCAGUCGUUCAGUUUCGCCGGAUGAUACCCAGCUCCACCCUCGUCACGAGUCUUCGCAGAAAAUCUUCAACGUCCUGGACCAGUCCAUAACCAUGGAUCAUCUUCGUCUCAAUGCCACUGUCGAUUCCACUGUGGUUCUUCAUCCUAACAACGUCACAUCCUGUCCGGAAUUAGAUUUCGCCGGACCGCUGUCAGCCUGGUUAGAGAGUCUGAACGGUACCUCCAGCAACAACUUCUCUUCCGCUUGGGUGAGAAACGUGAGCGCAGUCCUCACGACUGUCUUGAACAAUUCGAAAAUCCAGGAGGAAGUUCGGUCCUUUGUGAGAAACACCCGAGGAAACUUUACCAGGCGAGAGCGACUGAUGAGCAUUCUAAAAUGGAUGCUGACCCUGAAGAAUAUUCGAGCCAUGCCCAUAGUAUACUACGAGAUCGUUCGUCUCUAUUGUAUCUUGGAGUACAAGAAGGAUGAUCGCAUGGUACAGGAAUUAGUGAACGACCCAAAUCUGGAUGAUCAUCCGUCAUCGAAUAUAAUCCUAAAUUUGAACGGUAACAUUAGUAUACCGCUAACUAGAUUCCUUGAGGAUGCAGACAAUCUGAAAGACUUAUCAGGAAUUGAUCCGAAUGCUUAUACGAGCAAGCGAAUGCUACUCAUGGCUCUGUUCAAGAGGAUGCUGGGUCUCCAGAGUAUUCAGGCAGAUCCUCUUCUUUUCAACGAGAUCAUUCGUCUGCUGCAUUCCGUGCAGACCUUGUUUUUCAGAUUUGACCAACUGACGGAAGUGGUCGUCGCCAGUAACUCGGCAGACGCCGCGUUCACCGCCAUUGUCGCAGAGUUCCUGUCGCGCUCGAAUCUUCUCGCCAUUCUGGGCGAAGAUUUGGACAUUGGUCGAUACACGACCAAGGGUACCAUGUUGAAGGCAAUAAUGGAGACAGCGCUGAACUCCAGUGUGGUCAAAGGGAAUGUCCAAGUGAGCACAGCCAUAAAAUGGACGUUGCCAAACAUCGAUUGCACUGGAUUCGGAUCGGAGCCAGUAAAGUUUAUCCAGCCGGAGGAUAUUAUGUCGAACUACGUAAACUUGGACAGAAUGAUGCAGGUUGCCGUGGACAGGACGAGGAUGACACCGGAUAUCGUCAGAGCAUUCGUAAACAUGUCCAACUGGUACGAAGGGACUUUCGAUCCGAUGCGGUAUAUACGUGGACUGAACAUCAAUCUCUACGACACGAGGGCCCAAUUUCUUCAGGGUUAUCUGGAUAAUUUGGCAAAAACGGUAAAGGAGAAUGCUGCCGUUAUGGAAAAGGACAUUGAGCUCAUGAAGUCGGCCAUACUGACGAACGGAACUGGCGCGGAACCGGUGGAUUAUAUUUGACUAAAGUGCUCGUUAAGGAGCCAUUACUGUAUAUGUAUGGAAAAAGCGAAGGAAUAAACAUAAGAUUACGUAGAA
This is a messenger RNA of Cephus cinctus (wheat stem sawfly), 3166 nucleotides long. RefSeq lists its product as uncharacterized. Bases 314 to 3091 code for a protein of 925 amino acids. NCBI's taxonomy places the organism in Eukaryota, Metazoa, Arthropoda, Insecta, Hymenoptera, Cephidae. The record is from RefSeq and is a predicted model, not a curated record. The transcript is spliced from 2 exons.